GGAAUAUACGGAAUGUUAUUUUGAUAUACAAAGGAUGUGACUGGUGAGUAAACAGCACAGAAGGAUCUUGUUUUGAACCCUAUAGGAGCUGAAAUAAAAUCAACGCUGCGAAAGAGGUUAUACUGUUAUCACAUUCUUUUAGUGGCUAGAGAACUGCUCGCAGAACGUUGCAGUGUUCCAGUAGCUAUUAGGAUUUCAGACAAUCAAGAGUCAAGAGGCUUUGGAUGAUAAAUACACAUUACAGGUGAUAUACCAUGCAGUUAUCCUAUGGGAGCGUCUAUGCUAAGUGAACAAUUACAACUCUGAUUGGUGACUGGAUUCUCCGAUACAAAAUGAUUGGAAGUGAAAUAAACAUUUAUCACCAUGCAUCACGCCAAUAGUCAAAGGAUAUAUAAAUGUUCAUUUACGUCCAAAUGAAUCUCUCCUCGUCGAUUGGGAUCUUCCCUACGGUGCUAUCUCGAGACACCGUCGUAUGGUUGAUUCAGGCUUAGGCAAUAGAUCUAAGUAUUAAUCUAGCUAACAUCGGAUGCUCAUGUAGACAAGCCGACAGGCGGAGGAAAUUAAACUAAAAAUUCAUAUUGAUAUCUGGCACUGAACUAAGAUGGGAGGCCUGAUUGAUCCAUACCUGAUAAGGUAGUUUGUGCGUGAGACAUUAUUCCAUCCAUGAUUUUCCCGAUCAGUUCUAUUUAAGCUGAAUAAAUACUAAUAAGAUAACGUCUUACAAUAAUGCAGGGGUGAGUUUAGACACGGUGUUCGGUCAAAUUAAAUCAGCUCGAAGAAAAUGGAUUAGAUUUUUCAGAUCGUGUUGGAUUAAGUGCGAUAUAAAUCAGGCUGGUUUUGCGUUAAGACGACAGGUAAGCAGAUAGAAAGCUUAAAGCAAUGAUAUUCUGCUGCUGUAGGCGGCCUGAGCCGCAACCUAAAUUUGACAGUGAAGAAGUCGACCUCGCUGCAGACCUGGCGAAGUUGGAAGCUACAUUUAGUAAUGGUAGGCCGGGGAAUCUACCAGUCGUCACAUUUGGUGAUGAUGAUGAGACUGUGAAACUUUGUGGCGGUGACGAUGCGGGGCCCGAAUCGUCAAAACGUGACCUCAAUCACCGUAGAUCGACCAGUGCUAGUGGUACCUCAACUGGAUCAGUAGACCGUGGAGACAGAGGGUCAUAUAGGAGUCGACAUGGUAGCGCUAAGUCUAAUGAAUCAAACACUGCUGUUGAUGAUAAACAGCCAAAAAAUGGCGAUAAAAGUACUUUUGAGGUUAACGGUGAAGUUAAAAACGUCAAGGAAAUCUCUGUGUUCGAAGCACCUGAUUUCCCUUACUGUCCACAUCCGGUUGAAGGACCAGAUCGAGAGGAGAACACUACAGUAGAUAGAGAACAGACUGAUGACGGAUAUGUAGUCCGACAAACCACUACCGAAACGUCGCGGCAAAAAGUACUCCGUUUAAAAUCUGCUGAGGCCACGCCGGCAAUUGUUGGCAUGCAACACAAAGACGUUGACCAAGAUGGUAUCAAACUUUUUCAAAUGCAUUUUGAUGUUAGUAAAUAUAGUUUUGACGAUAUGGAGCUUAAGGCUGUUGACAAUACUCUUGUCGUGAUACAUAAGAAAAACGAACGUGUCGGAGCAAGAAAAUAUAAAAUCAGAGAACAAUCAAAACAGUUUGUUUUGCCAAAUGGAGUGGAUAUCGGAACUAUUAAAGCAACAUGGUGCAGUGAUAAUAUUCUAGUGAUUGAGGCUCAAGUUUAUGAUUGUGAUAAUGUUACGUUUCUCUGACCAUAGAGUUAGUCGUUGCCGACGGAGAUAAACAACGCAAGAUUAGCAGUAGAGCGGAUAUUGAUAGAAAUGAUAUUUUUCGCACGGUUCGAAGAUAUGUGCUAAUUCGAAUUAAAGCCACAGUCUCCAGUACAUUAAGGAAAUAAUCUGCCUAUGUUUAGAACAGGAUGACACUGGCGCUUGCUAUACCCAAAUAUUAAAUUGUCGCCACGCCAUUUGAUAAAAUUGAUGAAACAUUUGGACAUGGCAUCAAAUGACAUAACUGUGAACAAAUCCUGUUAAUUGAAACUUUAACAUACGUCUGCAUGUUGUAUGCAAUGUUCAUUUCAAAAGGAGGGUAACUUAUUUCACAACCCCUUGAUUCUCAUCUUCGCACGCUCGGUCUUCA
Molecule: messenger RNA, 2155 nt
Organism: Owenia fusiformis
Lineage: Eukaryota; Metazoa; Annelida; Polychaeta; Sabellida; Oweniidae
Source: the annotation of a GenBank genome assembly